AUGCUCCAAAGGGCUGUCUCUGACGACAAGGCCAGGGAAUUGUUCGUUUUCACCCUGGGCACUUUCCGCGUGGCCCGCCUGGCGGGCGACGUCCCGAAUGGCGAGAAACUGGCCGUGGGCCGGGUCUGCGGGCGCGAUUGUAAAUCGCCGGGGAUGCCCCGCGCGCUCUUCAAGAAAAAGGAGCUCGUCGAGUACAUUUGUCACGAGGCCUUUCUCAUGCAUAAGGAACAUGGGCGCGAAAUGGCAGCAUUCAAAACACCUCUCCGCAUCCUCCAGCGGUUCGCUGCCUCUGGCGCGGAUGGGCUCGUGGCUUCGCACCGCGUGUCCGACUCAGGCGGCGGCGCCGACGGGAUGGAGAUAUUGUUCGCGCCCCCCGUGGUUGAGUGUCGGAAAACCGUGGAUUGCAAGUCGAAGGCGAUGAUCGACGUCGCGUGGCCUCUGUGGGCGGGCGCUUUCGACGACGAAAUCGUCGAGCUUGCCAAGCAGGAGAUGCAGAACAGCGCGCCUGCGUUCGUCUGGCACACGUACCUCACCGAGACCAGCCAGGAGGUGGGUGCCAAGUACCGCGCUUUCGUGACCGCCUGCGCGGGCGGGCCGAUCCCCGCCGACCCCGAGCUGGAUGCAAAUCUCGGCUUGUUGGGGAUGUCCGAGCUCGGGGAAGAACAACAGGAAGAGCUCGCCAAACUCCAGGAGCAGCUCAAGCUUCUUCGCAAAAGAGAAGUGAAGUUCGUCAGUUUGCCAUCUGUCGUCGCUGCCUCUGGCGCGGAGUACUCAGUGGGGCAGAUGCAGAGCGCGUGGGAUGCGCUCGGCCAUGGGCACCGCUUCGCGAGGAAGAAGACCGACGUUCGCGCGUUCGUCCUCUCAGCGGAGCUCUUCCCGCCCAACGUCGUCAAGCAAGGCGUCAAGGCGAGGCUGUGCGAGCAGUUGGCGUGCGACGAGGCGAAGUUCAAGCGAGUCAUCGAGUUCUUCGUGCAGACGAGGCAGAAGGAUUGCAUCCUCAUUUUCCUCGACGGCAGGAGCCGCGCGAACCGCCGGGUCAUUGAGACCGCCGAGGCCAAGUUGGAGGCGCACAGCUACACCAGGAACAACAGGGAGACGGCGAUCUCCUCGCUGCCAGUCAAGGGCCCGCGGAAAGUGGUGCACCGUUCGGAGUUCAACGCGCGCGGCGAGUCCUCGACCGCAGACACGACGUACACUGGCGCCACAAUGCGGCGUCUUUCCGAGCUCCCUCGCCUGAGCUACGAGACCGAGGCGAGCAUCCUGGGAGCUGCAUCUUGCGCUAGCGUUGACGGCGCCAACUCGAAGAUGCCGCGCCUGCAGGCAGACAUCGAUUCGAAGGGCCACCCGUUCUCGUAUAACGAGGUGAAGCCCAUCAGCCUGUGGCAGACGAUCAUGGGGCACCACAACGUGACCCGCAUC
This is a messenger RNA of Prorocentrum cordatum, 1419 nucleotides long. The record is from the annotation of a GenBank genome assembly. Lineage: Eukaryota; Dinophyceae; Prorocentrales; Prorocentraceae.